CUUCCGGUUGUUCAAUAAAGUUUUCCAAGGCUGGUUCGAAAUGGGAGCAGUCACAGAUGAUGAGGUUAUCCGGAAACGUCUCCUUAUCGAUGGAGACGGAGCAGGGGAUGACCGCCGGAUUAAUGUGCUCCUGAAGAGUUUCACAAAAUGGUGCAAUUCCCCUGGGACUCCGGAGGAAGGGUUCACACAGUAUCAGAGGAUGCUGGGUACACUCGCCCAGUGUGAAUUCUCCAUGGGGAAGACGUUGAUGGUUUAUGACAUGAAUCUUCGGGAAAUGGAGAAUUAUGAGAAAAUCUACUCGAACAUUGAACAAAACAUAACAUCUGCGCAUGAGAAAAUAGCUGAAUGCAAGAAAGAAAUCCAGAGAGCAAAGAGGAUACGAAAGAAUCGCCAAGAAUAUGACGCUUUGGCUAAAGUUAUCCAACAGCACCCAGACAGGCAUGAAACUUUAAAGCAAUUGGAGGCGCUCGACAAAGAACUUCAGCAUUUGUCUCAAAUCAAAGAAAAUGUAGACGCGAAGUUGGAAUUGAGGAAGAAACAGUUUCAUGUGCUCCUUAGUACUAUACAGGAACUUCAGCAGACUCUUGACAAUGAUGAGAAAUCAGACAAUGAUGACAACAAUCAGGCCAGCCCUGCAGACAGUGGAGAAUGAGCAUGUGAAAGUCCUAGAUAGUAGAAAUGACCUGAGUGAUUUUGUUGAUUACUUUUUGUAUGUAUUUUUGAAUAAAGUUGAUACUUGCCUUA
Messenger RNA from Sphaeramia orbicularis (orbiculate cardinalfish), 744 nucleotides. RefSeq names its product THO complex 7 (gene thoc7). NCBI's taxonomy places the organism in Eukaryota, Metazoa, Chordata, Actinopteri, Kurtiformes, Apogonidae. The record is from RefSeq and is a predicted model, not a curated record. Gene Ontology annotation, biological process: mRNA export from nucleus; mRNA processing. The transcript is spliced from 8 exons. The coding region runs from base 41 to 652 and encodes 203 amino acids. Gene Ontology annotation, cellular component: THO complex part of transcription export complex.